GACCCAAUAAUCAAAGAUACAACCGACCAUUACCAAACUUCAGUAAAAAAGAAACAGAAGUAAAUUAAGAAAAAAAAGUCACUGACAGUGGAGUUGCAGCGCGCAAUUUUUAUAUGCACGAUCCUCCUUUACCAAACUUGGCCACCUACCACCACCACCAACAACAACAAUUGAAUUUCUCUUGGAUUGGAAAGGUUUCUAACUUCUUCUUCUUCAGUCAGCACUCAGCAACAUGUCAUCAUCAACAUCAACCCCUCAAGUCAUCACUUGCAAAGCUGCAGUAGCAUGGGGAGCUGGAGAGCCAUUGGUGAUAGAGGAAGUGCAAGUGAGUCCUCCACAACCAAUGGAGAUCAGGGUCAAGGUUGUCUGCACCUCUCUCUGUCGCAGCGACAUUUCCGCUUGGGAAUCUCAUCCCAUAUUUCCUCGCAUAUUUGGCCAUGAAGCAUCAGGGAUUGUUGAGAGUGUGGGGCUAGGAGUGACUGAAUUCAAAGAGGGAGACCAUGUGCUGACAGUAUUCAUUGGAGAAUGCAUGGAGUGCAAGCCUUGCACAUCAGGAAAAAGCAACGUUUGUCAAGUUUUGGGAUUGGAAAGAAAUGGUCUAAUGCAUAGUGAUCAGAAGACACGCUUCUCAAUAAAAGGGAAGCCUGUUUACCAUUAUUGUGGUGUUUCAAGUUUCAGCGAAUACACAGUAGUUCAUUCUGGGUGUGCAGUGAAAGUCAGCCCAAAUGCACCUCUUGAAAAGAUAUGCCUUCUGAGCUGUGGGGUUGCUGCAGGUCUGGGCGCAGCAUGGAAUGUUGCUGAUGUCUCAAAAGGAUCAACAGUUGUGAUAUUUGGUCUUGGAACUGUUGGUCUUUCUGUUGCACAAGGUGCCAAACUAAAGGGUGCCUCUCGAAUAAUUGGUGUCGACAACAAUCCGCAGAAGUGUGAAAAUGCUAAAGCUUUUGGGAUUACAGAAGUUGUGGACCCGAAUUCCUACGAAGAACCUAUUGCACAAGUUAUUAAUCGUAUUACAGAUGGAGGGGCAGAUUUCUCUUUUGAAUGUGUAGGUGACACUGAUAUGAUAACCACCGCGUUGCAAUCUUGUUGUGAUGGAUGGGGAUUGACGGUAACACUUGGUGUGCCGAAGGUGAAGCCUGUGAUGUCAGCUCAUUAUGGACUACUCCUAAUGGGAAGAACAUUGAAAGGGUCUAUGUUUGGAGGAUGGAAACCUAAAUCUGAUCUACCUUCAUUAGUUGACAAGUAUGUGAACAAGGAAAUCCAGAUUGAUGACUAUAUAACACACAAUUUGCAAUUUGAUGAAAUUAACAAAGCUUUCACUCUCAUGAGGGAAGGAAAGUGUCUGCGUUGUGUUAUGCACAUGCCAAGAUAAUUGUUGAGCCUUCUUGUUUCUUUCAGAAAAGGGAAUAUUAUUGAAUAAAUUUAUACCCAGGGGUGUGUAUGAACUAUUUUGCCUGGUUAUCACGACACAUUGGUGUCAAUUGUCAUCGUACCGGACAAUGUUGAUCAUGAUAUGCAUUUUUUGUCUUUGUCCAGCUAAGAAAUUUAAAUUUACUAAACAAUCUGACUUUGUAUUUGUAAAAGCUUUAUUUUUGAGCUAUGAGAAGACCAAGCUUUACAGUG
Messenger RNA from Lotus japonicus, 1620 nucleotides. RefSeq names its product alcohol dehydrogenase-like 6. The record is from RefSeq and is a predicted model, not a curated record. Gene Ontology annotation, molecular function: S-(hydroxymethyl)glutathione dehydrogenase [NAD(P)+] activity; zinc ion binding. Gene Ontology annotation, biological process: formaldehyde catabolic process. Gene Ontology annotation, cellular component: cytosol. The transcript is spliced from 10 exons. NCBI's taxonomy places the organism in Eukaryota, Viridiplantae, Streptophyta, Magnoliopsida, Fabales, Fabaceae. The coding region runs from base 233 to 1369 and encodes 378 amino acids.